Cucurbita maxima (winter squash) is the source of this 1650-nucleotide messenger RNA. RefSeq names its product protein PIN-LIKES 3-like. NCBI's taxonomy places the organism in Eukaryota, Viridiplantae, Streptophyta, Magnoliopsida, Cucurbitales, Cucurbitaceae. The coding region runs from base 194 to 1444 and encodes 416 amino acids. Gene Ontology annotation, biological process: endoplasmic reticulum to cytosol auxin transport. The transcript has 10 exons. Gene Ontology annotation, cellular component: membrane. The record is from RefSeq and is a predicted model, not a curated record.
ACGCUUUUUCAGCGUGAAGGUUUGAGGGCCAUGAUUUUGAUCCUUCUAGUGGACAACACCAGCUUCCGAUCUGCUUCUUAAACCAAUACCACCAUACUUUUUUUGACAAAUCCCUCAACCAUUCCCUUUUCCCUUCCCCUCAAUCUUGUUGUGUUCCAUCUUUCACCCUCACACCAAGCCUGGAACCCCAGCCAUGAACUUCCUCGGCCUCUUUAUUGCCGCUUCCAUUCCCGUUCUCAAAGUGCUUCUGAUUACAGCGCUUGGCUCUUACCUGGCUCUCCCACACAUCAACAUCUUGGGCCCGGACGCCAGAAAGUAUUUGAAUGAAGUCACUUUUUACGUCUUCAAUCCCGCGCUCGUCUCCUCCAACCUUGCUGAAACCAUUACAUAUCACAGCAUGGUCAAGAUGUGGUUCAUGCCUUUUAACAUCCUCAUAACUUUCGUAGUGGGAUCUCUAUUUGGUUGGAUUGUGAUUCAAUUGACCAACCCACCUCCUCAUCUCCGGGGUCUCAUCUUGGGGUGCUGCUCCGCUGGAAAUUUGGGCAACAUUUUUCUGAUUAUAUUACCCGCGGUUUGUAAAGAAAAGGGAAGCCCGUUUGGGGCCUCCAACGUCUGCACCACUUAUGGAUUGGCUUAUGCUUCACUUUCAAUGGCGAUAGGAGCCAUUUUUUUAUGGUCAUUUGUAUACAAUAUUGUUCGAGUGUCUUCAAGGAGGCCCGCCGCUGAUCCCAGGUUUAAUGACUUGCCCAUCAGUGCUAGAUGCUCCGAAGCCUCGUUGAUAGAGGAGCCAUUGAUUCACAAUCAAUCACUUGAUGAUGAUGAUGAUUCUUCUCAGAAAUUAUUAGUUUUGGAGGACGAUGAAGUCAUCUUCUCUUCGGAAGCCAAACAUGAGGUUUCUGCUGCAGUCAGAAUAAGGACAUUCAUUGAAUCGCUUAAUUUGAAAGCAUUGUUUGCCCCUUCAACAACUGGAGCGAUUGCUGGCUUUGUGAUUGGCCUCAUCCCUCAACUUCGAAACUUGUUGAUCGGUGCGGAUGCGCCUCUGCGUGUGAUCGAUGACUCGGCUGCCUUGUUGGGAGAUGGAGCCAUUCCAACUGUGACACUAAUCGUAGGAGGGAACCUUCUAAGAGGUUUGCGAGGAUCGGAUUCGGAGUUGAAGAAAUCCAUCGUCGUCGGUAUUGUUUUUGUUCGUUAUGUUGCACUGCCUCUGACCGGAAUUUUGAUUGUGAGAGGAGCUGCAAACUUUGGUUGGGUGGGAACCGAUCCCUUGUAUCUGUUUGUUCUUCUGCUUCAAUUUGCAGUUCCCCCUGCAAUGAACAUUGGAACAAUCACUCAAUUGUUCGGAGCAGGAGAGGCAGAAUGCUCCGUUAUUAUGCUGUGGACAUACGCCUUAGCUUCAGUUUCACUCACACUUUGGUCCACCUUCUUCAUGUGGCUCGUGGGUUGAUUGAUUCUCCAUCAACAACGGCAACAAAACUUCAUCAAACUUUUGUCCUCCGGAUCUUACGCCAUGUCCACCAGAAAUGUAAGAGCUUACUUAGAGAUAGGCAGCAUGCGCGUAUAGUAAGUAGGCUCUUUACAACAAACCUUUUUGUGGUUACAUUUAUUCAUUCAUUUAUAAGUAAUAAAAGUUACAUUUCAACGUGCUGUUUA